AUGAAACGAGCUCUUGCUGCUGUUGCCCUGACGGCAUUAGCGGUGGUUUUGAUUCGAAACAGUCAUAGUGGCGACUUCACCACCAUACUCACGCGCUCAGAGUCUCUAUCGGAUGCGCCACCAUUGAGACAAUCGGAAUUUUCCCCUCCAGCGUUUAAUGAGUCAACCUACAUUUUCAACGCUGUCCACAACCAGCUACGGCACGUUGGAAAUGCUAUGGCUCCUAAUGGAAUGACGUUUACCCCGGGAUUCGUGCCUCCGGGAACCGUUCUAUAUCACGGCAUGAACAGAAAGGAACUUCCGCAGGACCUUGACUGGUUCGCCUUUGACCCAGAGUAUUCCUUCACAAUGUGUUGCAACAUCGGGCAUGCCUUUGGUAAUCCCCAUAUUACAACUGCCCAGGUGGUGGAACCGCUCAAGAUUGUAUACAUUGACGGUGCCAGUGCGUCUCUGUCCUCCGAUCUGGGGACCAUGGACUCUCAGGGUUUUCUUCUAGACGAUCCCAUCGACACCUGGAAUGACUACACUGAGUUUGCACGAGGUGAUCGUCUGUGCAGACUUUUCAAGGAAAAUGGCUUUAAGCUGGAUGGUUUUGUGCGUAUGAACACGGGCUUUGAGCUCCUAAUGUGCAACAUGACCAACCCCAAGGUGGAGUAUGUCAUGAACAAUGCCAUUGCGGUCAGUGAGGAGGAAGGUACCGCUGGCCUGAUGAAGCGAAGUAGCUUUGAAGUUGGUCAGACUUUCUUGUCGAGAGACAGAUUUGGCAAUCUGCUGGUUCGUCCCUCUCGAGAAUUCAACUUCUUUGAUUAUGACUGGGUCAAGAGCAUGGAACGUACUCAUUCCAGUGCAGGGGAAGAGCGGGUGGAGCUUGAUUAUCGGGGACUGGUGACCAUUUACGGCAUGGAGGGCAGCCGAGACAUCGAUUUUCCAAAAAAUGUGUCUCAGCAUCGACUGCUCACGGGUUCUGAGGCUCUGAGACAGGAGCUAAGGUCGCAGCUUUGGGAGGCAGACAAACACACAAGAACCUACGAUCCGUACAGAAUCAAUUGGAGAACGGUGACGGACAACCUUGUGUACAAGAUGGCGCCUAUUUUGGCUCAGAUUAAAAAUGGUCUUGGGCAGCUGGAGGCUGGGACCAGCUCUUUGAACGAUACGUCCAAGCAUCUUGGUGGUAUCACGUCCAUGUUACGACUGAGAUUUGAGGGUGAUGAAGAGCUCGCUAACAGUACAAGACAUGAUGUUGAUGCUCAGGUUGAACGAUGUGCCAAAACAUACGCUUCUGACUUCCAUAAGUACGACGUCACGCCUUUUGAGGAAAAAGUGAGGUUCGCCAUCAGACUUGUUUCCACUGCAGUGUGUUCUGUAAUCAUGGAAACUGCAGAUUGGGCAAACAAGGUACAGACUCGUGUCGGCAACGUUUCUGAAGAGCUUCCAUCUAAGUUGCAUGCUGACGUUUCGGAUCUGAUAUCUGAUCUCAACUGGUCCUAUUUUGUUUCUUGUACUCAUCGGUGCAAGGACAACGAGGUCUGCUAUCUCCCCACCUGGCCCCAUGGAGGUCGAGAGCCCCAUAUUCCGGCAGAGCCUCUUCAGUGUAGAACCAUUGAGGAUCUCAGGAAGAGUAGAGGGCUGUAG
Yarrowia lipolytica CLIB122 is the source of this 1632-nucleotide messenger RNA. RefSeq lists its product as uncharacterized. The record is from RefSeq and is a predicted model, not a curated record. Lineage: Eukaryota; Fungi; Ascomycota; Dipodascomycetes; Dipodascales.